This is a messenger RNA of Limulus polyphemus (Atlantic horseshoe crab), 1217 nucleotides long. Its product is annotated as venom allergen 3-like. The record is from RefSeq and is a predicted model, not a curated record. Gene Ontology annotation, cellular component: extracellular region. The transcript has 8 exons. NCBI's taxonomy places the organism in Eukaryota, Metazoa, Arthropoda, Merostomata, Xiphosura, Limulidae. The coding region runs from base 122 to 913 and encodes 263 amino acids.
CGGUAAGCAAAAUUCUAGAGAGGGGAGAGUAAUGAUCUGGAGUCAGUAUUGGCACGUUUAUCAACGUGGUACGUAGUUUCUGUAGAUCAAAGGAGUUAUUUGGAAUUGCUCAGCGAAGAGAAUGAUGACAGUGGAGUUACUCUUGAACAUAACUCUUUUAAUACUGACCCUUGGAUGUAGCUAUUCCUGUCCAUUUUCGGGUUCCUUCCACACGUUGUGCAUUUACAGGUCAAGAGCGUGUCCCGGUAAAACACUGAUACGCAGUAACAGGCUAACAAUACAUCAUAAGCGCCAGAUAGUUGGAGAACAUAACCGUCUACGUGCUUUGGUCGCUAGAGGGCAGGAACGUGGCUUACCAGCUGCCUCUAACAUGCGUAUGAUGACUUGGGAUGAAGAGCUGGCACAGAUUGCUCAGAGAUGGGCGGAGCAAUGUAUCCACAAACAUGAUCGGAACAGAAACGUGGGUAGGUUCCGAGUAGGUCAGAACAUCGCUUAUACAAGAACGUACGGUUACGAAGAUGCCUUUGCUGACAAUCCAGACUGGCCGACUCAAAUCAAAUCCUGGUAUAGAGAAUACUAUCGUUUUGGAUUCAGAAGGCAGUACAUUAGUCCGUUUAAGUUCAAAGGUAGCACCGGUCACUUUACACAAGUGAUCUGGGGAAGUACUUACAAAAUUGGCUGUGGAUAUACUUAUUAUAGAACGCCAUCUCGCGGCUAUACCAAGUUGUAUGUAUGCAACUAUGGUCCAGGAGGAAACACCAUUGGAGAUACGAUGUAUGAAGUAACUUCAAAACCGAGUUGUACACGCCUUGGUUUGAGAUUUUCUUUUCAGUUUCCUGGUUUGUGUGAAACUGACGGAAAGAGUUAUACUGCUCUGACCCUGGCAAGAAAACACUCGAAAAAUCGGUCUUAAUCCUCCAGACAACAUUACGUGUUUGUUCUGUCAUUGUCACAGCUACUCAUAACGACAUCUGAUCGUACUCCUAUUUUAGCUUCUAGUAAACGUAUCGCUAGAUUACAGUUUUGACACCAGACGGUUCUAUGCCACUUCGUGCUCACUGUUUACUGAUAAACAUUAAGUCACAGCAUUAUCUCGGAUAUUCUAUAUUAUUGGAAGUAUAAGUGAUGCUGGCGUCAGUCUCCAUAUUUGAAGGUGUAACUGGAUAAUCUUUUUCAAUUGUAACGUGCAACCACUGCAGCUAUGAAAAGGAAUCAAA